UGACGGCUCCCUUAUGACGCUCUCUUGGUUCUCCAUCAUUUCUUUGAACAACUGACUUUUUUCAUCUUAACAUCUCAUUGUCACGGGAAAGGUUGGCGCAGUGUCAUCCGAGAAAACGAAGAACAAGUAGAAGGGACCGGCAGUCCCGGAAGGUCCGCCUUCUGCAGUUGCCAGGCAACAAAGGUAAACAGCGAAAAGUGGCAGGAUCAUGGCCACCAACUACAGUGCAAACCAGUAUGAAAAAGCCUUCUCACCCAAGUAUCUGCAGAACUGGUCUCCCGCCAAGCCAACAAAAGAGAGUAUCUCUUCCCACGAAGGCUACACUCAGUUUAUCGCCAAUGAUCGUGGCCAUCUGCUGCCCUCGGUGCCCCGUUCCAAGGCAAGUCCUUGGGGAUCCUUCAUGGGCACCUGGCAAAUGCCUCUGAAGGUGCCCCCCGCCCGGGUGACCCUGACCUCCCGUACAGUGGCUGGUGCUGCCUCCCUCACCGAGUGGAUACAGAAGAAUCCGGAUUUACUCAAGGCCUCCAACGGGCUGCGUCCUGAAAUCUUCGGCAAGCCUCACGACCCAGACAGUCAGAGGAAACUCGGGAAGUGGAUCACAAAGACCGUACAACAAGCACCAAGUCCCAUCAUAAUCCCAAACUCCCCAGCUGUAAACCUCAGUUCCCCAGACCAACCCCAAAGCUCACACCCCUCUGCAGGUCACACUCCAGGCCCCCAAAGCCCAGCCAGCUCUCCCAAGAGCCCACCUGGAAGCCCACGCAUGCCGGGGCAUUGGGCAGGUCCUAAUUUAGCUGAGGUCCAGACGUACAAACCUGGAACUCCGGAGACACCCAGGGACCCUACUGAGAAAACCUGUCUGGAGACUGAGUGAAGGAAGCAAGACCCCUGGUGAGGAAUAUAGAACGGGGAAAUUUCAGGGUGGGGAUAAACGUACGUUUGGAAAAUAAACAUCAUUUGUUGAAUCUUU
Messenger RNA from Panthera uncia (snow leopard), 970 nucleotides. RefSeq names its product cilia and flagella associated protein 126 (gene CFAP126). The coding region runs from base 209 to 874 and encodes 221 amino acids. The record is from RefSeq and is a predicted model, not a curated record. The transcript is spliced from 6 exons. Gene Ontology annotation, cellular component: ciliary basal body. Gene Ontology annotation, biological process: cilium organization. NCBI's taxonomy places the organism in Eukaryota, Metazoa, Chordata, Mammalia, Carnivora, Felidae.